AUGGCUUCAGAGAUAACCUAUGCUGAAGUGAAAUUCAAAAAUGAAUCCAAGACUUCUGGUGCCAACCCAGGAUCUCCUGCAGCUCUGGAAGAGAAGACCAGCCCUCACAAAAGUAAACCUGGUUUCCACAAGCAGCUUUUUGCUUCACUGCUGAUACUUCUGCUGCUAUUGGCAAUCUCAUUUUUUAUUGCUUUUGUCAUUUUCUUUCAAAGAUAUUCUCAGCUUUUCAAAGAAAAACAGAAUCUACACAAAAUGGUUCAUCAAAAUAUUAUGUGUAAGAAAGAAAAUUUGAUUACUGAAGAAAAAAUGUGGGGCUGCUGUCCAGAACAUUGGAUGGACUCUAAUACGAGCUGCUACUUUAUUCCUGCUGAAUCCAAAACUUGGACUGACAGUAAGAAGAAAUGCACUGAGAUGGGAGCUCAUCUGCUGGUGAUCAAUAGCAGGGAGGAGCAGCAAUUCAUCAGCAAGACACUGAAGAAAUAUACUGCUUACUAUGUGGGGCUGUCAGAUCUAGAAAGAAAGAAUCAUUGGCAAUGGAUAGAUCAGUCACCCUAUGAUGAAAAUGCUGUAUCUUGGCAUUCUGGUGAACCCAAUGAUUCUAAUGAGCAUUGUGUUUUACUAAAUUAUCGUAAUUCAAAUCAGGAUGGAGUCUGGGGCUUGAAUGAUGCCAAUUGUGAAAUCCCUCAAAGCUCAAUUUGUGAGACAAUGAAGCUCUACUUAUGA
Elephantulus edwardii (Cape elephant shrew) is the source of this 723-nucleotide messenger RNA. It is a transcript of the gene CLEC4A, whose product is annotated as C-type lectin domain family 4, member A. Bases 1 to 723 code for a protein of 240 amino acids. The record is from RefSeq and is a predicted model, not a curated record. The transcript has 6 exons. Lineage: Eukaryota; Metazoa; Chordata; Mammalia; Macroscelidea; Macroscelididae.